CCCGACUCUCUGUGAAGCGGCGGGAGCAGAGGGCGCCGGUGCCGCCGCCGCUCCCGCUCCCCCCCGCCGGGCCGCGGAGCUGCCCCCUCUUUUCCCUGGGAGCAGCAAUGCGAGGCGCGGCAUCCUCUUCCUCCUCCCCCUCCUCUUCCUCCUCCCCCUCCCCGUAGCCGCCGGGGGGCCUUUGCCGUCGCCUCAGCCCCGCCGGUGCGGGGAGGGUGGGCCGGGCCGGGCCUUGGGCGGCUAACGGGGAGAGGCCCCCGGCGGUGCCGGCGCCAUGUGGCAGAGCAUCGGGCUGACCUUUGUGGUGAUCGUGGCCACCCUGGCCUGCGUGCUGCUCUUCAUGCUGUGCGGCUGGUACGUGGUCUGGCAAUUGUUUUUGUCUAAAUUCAAAUUCCUGAGAGAAUUAAUAGGUGAUACGGGGUCCCAACAGGGAGACAACGAGCCUUCAGAGACUGACGCUGAACAGGAGACUCCACCCUCACCUCAGAGAGGCAGACAGAAAUCUGCUCGACAGCGAAGGGCACCUACAGAAGACACAACUUAAAGUACUCUGAACUUCUGACUAACUAUGAAUAGGUUAAGCACCUCUGCACUGUGCCGUUCAGUGGUUUGAUCUUGCUGAAAAACUGAUUUUAAGAGGUAAUAUUAAUACCUGUGGACCUUUGCUUCUGAACUACCAAUGUAUGCUACUUUGGUAGAGGUUCAGGGAGGGAUUCAGCAGCGAGCCAUAGAAUACUGGAAGAAAGGAGGGGUGGAGAGAAAUCUCCAUCAGAAAAACACUGAGCUGCUGUAGCUCCUAUCUCUGCACACAGAUUAAAAACAGGUCCUGGACCAUAGGCUUAGCCUUUGCAUUAGUCUGAACAUAGUAAGCAUUUUAGACUUGAAAUGGUUUCUAAAUUAUUUUUUCUUUACAGCACUGUAACGACAUAUAGUGAAACUGAGUUAUUUCCUUAGCUAUAUAUGAAUCUAUAUUUUUUUUCUUCAACCUUGAGAAUGCAUGUGAACUUGAAAAAUGACCGAAAGAAUAUCCUGCUUCAGAAAGUGUUCUAAAGUGAGAUUUUAGUUAUGUUCUCAUAUAAAAAGUAUGAAUGAAAUAUGAAAAAUCAAUAUUAGAUGCACGUGAUAUGGAGGUUUUUAUUAUGUCCUUAAAAAAAAAAAUAAUAAUUGGGCGCUAAGACCUGUUUUCUUGGUUUUGGCAUAAGAAGGGUUACAGGUUAAACAGUCCUGCUAGGUUUCUGUAUGUUUUUCCUGAACCUUUUACUGUAAGUCCAACUUGUGUUGGAGAGGUGAAGGUGCGUGAAGGUGCCUGGGUGAUGUACUCACCGCUCGGUAUUCUGAAGCAUCAUCUUUGGAUUUUUGGAUACUAAGCACUUCUCUAGUUCACUUUGUACACCUUUACAUCAGGUAUAUGGUACCUGACAUAACUUCUUUCCUGGACCCAGUUAAGGCAUUCUGACCAAUUUGGUAGGCAUCACUGUAACACUUUGAUAGUGUUAUAGCAACAGAUUUGGUACCUCAUGUUUGCUGGAGGACUUACUGAUUUUUACUGAUAAUAAGCAGUUGCUUCUGUUUUCUUUGAGAAAGAGUUAUAGAGCUAUUUUGACAUUGCACUUCAGAAGGAAGAGCUCCACUUCUGUUUAGCAACUCUGAAGACUGAUGCAUGAUAUCUUUGGAACGAGGAGGAACGUGCAUGUACCACCUCUGAUGUGUGUGUGAGAGAACUACCGACAGGUCUUGUCAUGAUCAGCUUCAGUUUUCUCUCAAAGGUUGGAUUGGUGGUGGUGGUGGGAUCAUUGUUCCCUGUAUAAAAACUUAAACAAGACUACAAAAUUGGUCUUGUACUUUUAGCUGUUAAGAAAUUUAAACCUUGACUUCCAAACUUGUGGUUUGGUUCAACUGUAUGGCUAAAACAGUAACACUUUUUCAUCAAGUAGGCCUACAUCUGGGAAAAGAGCACUCUUCUAGUGCCUUUAUGUUUUAAUUUGUCAUCUGUGAAUACUGCUCAAAAGCUAAUGAGAGCAUUCACUUCAGAAAAUGAUUUGGAUGUUUCAGUAUUAAAACAUAUAAGAUCAGCCCCGACCUUCCUUUGGAGUCUAAUACUGGCACGUAUGUAUAAGCAUGCUUUUUAUUACAGGGUUACAUUUUCAAGCAUGAUGAGGCAGUGCUAUGCACAUAUCCUUUAAACACACGUAGAAAUAUUGGUAGUCUCCUUCCUCUAUGCUAUCUGUUGGCAAAGGAAUGCCUAACAAUGUUUUGUUUCUUUAAUUAGUAAAAUUCCCAAUCAUUCAAACUGAGCAAAAGCAAUCAAAUUCUAUUCCCUGCUGCUUUCGGUUGUUUGCCUUGCACAACUUAAGGUCACAAUAUUCUUCUGUCUGUACGUCUUGUCACACGAUGAGAUGUUCAGUUUAGCAGUGCUAAGCAAGUACUGGUACCUCUUUCUUAAGAAACAUCUUCAGCAUCUUUGUCUUGAGCUUUGCUAAUAUAGGCUUACAAAUAGAGAUUUUUUUAAAUUUUUUUUUUGUACUGAUGUAGGAUAUUGACACUCCACUGCACUUCACUUUUACUUAGACUUUAGUGUACAGAAGAUGGCAAAAGGCUGAUGCUUGUGGUAUCCCUGGCUGAGAUAAGUUAGCUUGGCCUCUGCUUCUGGUAGCUGCUGAAGAAAUGUGAAGUUGCAGCAAUAUAUGUGUAGCUAGUCAGGGUAGCUAGUCAAGGUGCAAGAAUCAAGACUCUGGAGCAUGAUAAUGAAGGAAAAAUCCAUGCGGGUUUGAAUGCUGACACUGAUCAAAUAUGCAAUAAGAUGGAUGUGGAACCUGUGGGUAGCUCAUCUGCUCUAGCCAAACCACUUCCUUCUCCCCUCCUUGCUGUAUGUGGGUGUACAUUUCAGUCCCCAGAGUUAUUUUCAGUCUCUUUUUUUAAACAGCUGAUGCUAUUUUUUUAACGUUGUUGUGACAUAACUGCCAAUAAUGCUGUCUGCCUAGUGUAUAACUUUAAUGAUCUUAUUAGUAGCAGGCCAAAGGUUUAUAUUACGCCGUUUGGAAGAAUUUUGGAAUGCUGAUGUCUUCUGUCAAUGCUUAAUUUUUCCUGAAGGAGUCUGUAGUAAAAUCUUUGUACAGGGCACUUCAUGUGAGCUUGUGAAAGUGAAGCUGUAUGUGUGAAAGCGUACUUGUGAUAAGACCUGGGUUGUGAUUGCUGGCAGUCCAAUAUACUCAUGUCUUUGAAUAUUUUUACCAGUGUACUUCUGAAAUGUUACUAGCGGGUAAGCACUUAACUUUGAUUUGACCCAUUCAAGUCUGAAACCUUACGAAGGCAACAGGUUACACGGUUGGUCUUGUUUUGUAUAGUAGGUUCUGUUUUUAAAACUGUUUAUUGCCUUAUUGUUGCAGCCAUUCUCUUGAAUGUAUCUUGGGUUCUUAUUUUAAAUAAAGUCGUAUCACUUUUUUGCAGGGGCUGUGGAACUUUGAAUAAGCAGUAAUUACCAAUGUUGUACGUGACAGUUAAUUGAAAACAGUUACUGCAGUGAAGGCUGGAACGAACAGUGUAGACUGGUGGAAAAAAUACAAAAGCUAUUGCUAAAAUUUGAGUGGUAUAAACAAUUCUGUUCAUGCUGAAUUGCAUAAUUCAGACCUGUUAGGGAGCCACUAAGGUUAUUAUCGUGGUGAUCUAAUGUUUGCCCAUGAGGCUAAUUCUAUGCAGUUCAUCCACUAAGCACUGCUGCUGUAGCUAUUUGCAGUAAAUGCCAUAUACUGUAACUGCAAUUUGUGAGCAACUUGCUGCUUAAUAUCAGGUUUUACACUGUACUAGACCUGUGUAUGUAAUUCUGUUCUGUUUGGAAAUGACCAGCAUAAAGAAUGUGUUCCAUGUGGUCAUUUGCUUCUUCAGUGUUAUGAUACUGUACCUAAAGCUUCUGUGGUUGUCUGUUUUCAUCAUUAACUGUUCCUUUAAAUGACUGCACAGAUGAAAAAUAAAGUAACCAGACUUGAUAUGAGUACUUGA
Molecule: messenger RNA, 3996 nt
Organism: Tyto alba (common barn owl)
Lineage: Eukaryota; Metazoa; Chordata; Aves; Strigiformes; Tytonidae
Gene: SMIM13
Product: small integral membrane protein 13
Exons: 2
Coding region: 275-544 (89 amino acids)
Source: RefSeq, a predicted model, not a curated record